CAUUUGGUGUGGGUGCUCUUCUCAUAGGUGCCGCAUUUUAGAACAUUUCAACAGGUUGUUGAUAUCGGGCGGGGGAACAGAAAACUUUUUUAAAGCAUUUGUUUUGAUGUAUAGUUUUCGUUUUUCUCUUUGCGGUGAAAAUAAACUUUGAAGCUGCCAGGAACUUGUCGGUUAUGGCUUUUAUUUAGGAAAGUUCGCAGGAUGGAAUGGCUUGCAGUAACGAUUUUCUUUUGGAUUCUGCAAGUUGCUAAGAGCCAUCCAUUCUCAAAAUUACAGAGCUACAAAUCAUCUGAAAAGCAUACACCUCAAUUUGAAAUUGUUUAUCCCUUGUUGCAUUCAUCUCAACAUAGAGGCAAAAGAUCAUUGCGAGAAGAUGAACGAUUCUUAAUCAUAAAAACAUCCAAUGAUGCUUUCUACAUUGAGUUGGAACCAAAUCAAGAUUUAACUGACUCGAUCCAAUAUCCUAAUAGCGAUCAGAACAUAACCGAAAAUUGCCACUAUCAUGGAAUUUUGCUAUCUCAUAUGGGUGGUCUUGCAGCUAUUUCCAUGUGCGGAACACGGAAAGAAAUGUCAGGCGUUAUUACCACUGAAAACCAAGCUUAUGUCUUGAGGCCUCUAACCCAUUUGUCUGAUGAUAAAAAAUUGGAUCCAAAUUUGAAUGUUUCAAAAUCUGACGGGGCGCAUGUGCUGAUGAAAGUAAAACAUUCAUCUGAUUAUUGUGGUGGAGACUAUAAAGAAAUACCACUUCAUAUAGGGGAGACAGAUCUAAAGCUUCGAAGGGUUCGUCGUUCUGAGUCAGAAAAAAGAAAAGUAAUCGAGACUGCUGUCUAUGUUGAUUUUCCUCUCUACCAAAAACUUAGCGUAAAGCGGAAACAACCAGUUGAAGAGAUGCAAGAUACAGUUUUGGCAAUAUUAAAUGAGGUGCAGUUGAUCUAUAACUAUCAGUCCUUAAAAACGAAAUUUAAAAUAGCUGUUGUGAAGCUUGAGAUAUUGUCUGAAGGAAAAGAAGCACCUGAUGCUGCAGAUGGUGAUAUUGAUGAGUAUUUAGAUAAUUUUUGUUUGUGGCAAUCCACAAAAAAUCCAGCUAUCAACUCAGAUGCUCAUUGGGAUCACGCUCUGAUGUUGACAGGGCAUGAUCUUCACAAAGUUGUAGAAGGAAACGAGAAAAAUAAAAAAGUUUUAGGCUUAGCUUGGGUGAAUGGUAUGUGUCGUCCUAAGCACAGCUGUACUUUAAAUGAAGGUUCGAGUUUUGAAGCUGCUUUUGUUAUAGCCCAUGAAAUGGGACACAGUCUAGGUAUGAUGCAUGACGGAAGAGGGAAUGAUUGCAAUCCCAGCACCUAUCUCAUGUCCGAGAAGACUGGACCUGGGAGAAUAACAUGGUCCAGUUGCAGUAACGACUAUCUUGACAGAUUUUUCCAAAAAGGUUAUGGAGCAUGUUUAGACGAUGACAAUGAUCAAACUUUGAAGUCUGCUAGUUACAAAUUUGGUGAACAGCUACCAGGACAACGAUUCGAUUUAGAAGAACAGUGUAAAUUAUCUUUAGGGAAUGAGUUUAAACCACAUGUGGUGCCUAAGCUUCCCUUCAAUGAUGUUUGUCGAGAAUUAUGGUGCGUUUCUGGUCUCUGGGCCUCAGUUGCACAUCCAGCUUUAGAAGGCAGCUCUUGCGCAAAUGGAAAACAAUGCAUUCAAGGAAAAUGCGUAGAAUUAACAUCGUCGUCGUCGCUCUCCUCUCCUUCAAAUGCAGAAAUCGUAGAAGACAUGAAAGGAGCGGUAGCUGAAUUUUUGGACAAAUUAAAAACAGCGUUUCACCUUCUAGCCUCUUGAAAUCAAAAACGCAACUUUAUUUAGGAAAGAAAUCUAUAAGCAAAUGAGCAGACUACAAAUGAGUGAAAUGGCUCAUAAAUAAUAAACUGAUAGAAAAGGAUUUUACAAGAAAAAAAAUGAGAUUCUCGUCAACUGUGAUAAUAGCCGAAGAAAACAGCUGUUUCGGCGUAGAGAAUACACGCUGAAAUGAAGAUUAUUUUAGAGCAAAAACUUUUAGUUAUUAACUUGAAUAUUUUUUAAACCAUACUUUGUACAAAAUGAUUUUCUAGAGUUGCGGUUUCCAAAUGGUGUUCCGCGGAACCCUGGGGUUCGGUGGAAGGGUCACAGGGGUUCCGAGAGAUUAAAUUUUUCAAACCAGUCAGAAUUUUUGAAACUUGCAAUUGUAUUUAUAUGAAGAAAAAAAACCCCAUAAUUUCUUUGAUAGUUUCGUUACUUUUAUGAAAUUAUUUACCUGAAAGUAUUUUUUAUUUAUUUUUUAACCAUACGUUGUACAAAAGUAUUUUCUAGCACAGCGGUUCCCAAAUGUUACUCCGCGGAACCCUGGGGGUCUAUGGAAGGGUCACAUGGGUUCUGAGAAAUUAAAUUUUUCAAUCCAGUCAAAAUUAUUGAAACCUGCAAUUAUAUUUAUAUCAAAACAACAUACCAUAAUUUCUUUGAUAGUUUCGUUAUUUUUAUAAAAUUAGUUACGU
This is a messenger RNA of Parasteatoda tepidariorum (common house spider), 2513 nucleotides long. RefSeq names its product A disintegrin and metalloproteinase with thrombospondin motifs adt-1. Gene Ontology annotation, biological process: proteolysis. NCBI's taxonomy places the organism in Eukaryota, Metazoa, Arthropoda, Arachnida, Araneae, Theridiidae. Gene Ontology annotation, molecular function: metalloendopeptidase activity. The record is from RefSeq and is a predicted model, not a curated record.